CUUGCUGUCUCUCUCCCACUCCGUCAAGCAUCUGCACUUUACUCAGAAGAGAGAGAAGGAGAGGAGAGAGAAAGAGGGGUGGCCCCCCAAUUUCCUAAUGGAGGACAGAAGGUCGUUUUGGACUCGCUUGAAGGCUCGAUUCCCCACGCACCCCUCACAAGCCAAGCCACUGCACCAUGGCUCGGGAUCACACCGGGCCCAGGUUCGAGCCGCGUGCUCUAUACUGUCACUUCUUCAAACCCAUAAAUUAUUUCUCUCUCUAGACUUCCUGGUCCUCUUCCUCUCUCUAGUUUCAGUUCGAAAGACCCCACUAUUAAAUACUAGAGAGAUUGCACAUGUGCCUGCGCUCCUGUCCUAAAGUUUGAAAGUUUGGGUUCCCUUGCGAUAGCAGGCUCUCUGAGAUAUUCGCCAUGGUUGGUCAUGGGGUAAAGGUGGUUUUGGGGUUGGUGUCUCUGACGUGGCAAAUGCAGGCCGCCAUGGCUGAUUGUCCUCUGGACUUGAGCGGUUCAAAUUUCACACUUGCAGCUUCUAUUUGCUCAAAAGAAGAUAGGGGCAAAUGCUGCCGGUACAUUAAUGCAUUUGUUGCUGUCGCUAUAUCUCAAUAUGCAAAUGUAACAAACCAACUUGGGGUUCCCCCAGAGUUAUCUGAUAUUUGCCUACAAUCUGUCUCAGAAACCCUAAUACUCUAUGGCAUUCCUUCAAAUGCAACUAUCUAUUGUGGAUUGGGGUUGAAGAUUCCGGUGAGCUAUCAAUGCAAAGGCCAUAGAACAAUUUUGGAAAUGAGGCAGUCACCAAUGUUUGAUGAUGUGGUCUUGAAUUGCAAGAUGCCCCUCUCAACUGAAGGCAGUUGCAGGAGGUGCUUAAAUGCCAGUAUUUUGUACCUUCAUCGCCUUGUCGGAGCUGAUGACAACACAACACUAAAUACGUGCAGGGAUGCGACCUUUGUAACUCUCACCAGCCAAGGUGACAAUGUAUCUACUAAUGGUUUCGCCAGCUGUUUCUUUGGUGUUCAAGGGCUCAGUAAUCAACAAGGUGUGGUUUCUGAGCCAUCUUCCCAGUUGCUCCCUCCCCAGGCUUCUCCAGGUCCCCAAUAUUUUUCAAUUCCCAAUCAGCAUUCAAAUGGGAUAGCUUUGAACAGCCGGAGCCAUCCAUAUCAUCUCACAUUGAUCCCAGGUUUAGGGAUUGCUGUUACAGGGGUUGCUUUUAUGCUCUUGAUCAUCCUAAUACUCCUCAUACGCCAAAAAAGCAGAGAGCUGCAGGGUUCUGGGAGUCCAGAUAGAACCUCAUGGAAAGGCUUCCAACCCCCUUGGCGGAUUAGAAAGUGUCACGAAGGUCUUUCUCAUGGUCCAUCAUCUAUGUUUAGACGCUUCAGCUACAAGGAAACAAAGAAGGCAACAGAUAAUUUCAGCACCGUCAUAGGGAGGGGUGGGUUUGGAACUGUGUAUAAAGCUCAAUUUGACAGUGGUUUAAUACUGGCAGUCAAAAGAAUGAAUAAAGUCUCAGAGCAAGGUGAGGAAGAAUUCUGUUGUGAGAUGGAGCUUCUCGGGCGUUUGCAUCAUCGGCAUCUUGUGGCUCUUAAAGGAUUCUGUAUUGAAUUGCAGGAGAGGUUUCUUAUGUAUGAGCACAUGGAGAACGGAAGCUUGAAGGAUCAUCUACACUCUUCUGGGAAAGCUUCCCUGGGUUGGCGUACGAGAAUCCAGAUUGCCAUAGAUGUGGCAAAUGCUCUGGAGUACCUGCAUUUCUAUUGUGAUCCACCUCUCUGUCACAGAGACAUAAAGUCCAGUAACAUUCUAUUAGAUGGGAAUUUUGUCGCGAAGGUUGCAGACUUUGGGUUGGCGCAUGUUGCAAGGAAUGGAGCCAUUAGCUUUGAACCCGUAAACACUGACAUCCGAGGAACCCCUGGAUACAUGGAUCCAGAAUAUGUGGUGACUCAAGAGCUAACUGAGAAGAGCGAUAUAUACAGUUAUGGUGUUGUGUUGCUUGAGUUGGUCACCGCCAGGCGGGCGAUACAGGAGAACAAGAACUUGGUGGAGUGGGCUCAAAAGUUCAUGGCAGAGCCUGCGAGGCUGCCUGAGCUGGUGGACCCUACAAUUGCGGAUGCUUAUGAUUUUGAACAACUUCAAGCUGUGGUCACAAUUGUGAGGCUUUGUACCCAAAGAGAAGGGAGAUUCAGGCCCUCAAUAAAGCAGGUGCUUAGACUUCUCUAUGAGAGGAUUGAUCCCCUACAAAACAGCUUUUCACGGGCUGUAGAGAGAGAAAUGGAGGAUGGGUUUAUGGGUGCUGGUGGGAAAAGCAAGGGCAAGGUGCAAAGAGGGGACGUUAUGAGUUAUAGUGGGGAUGCGAGGUGCUUGCAAUCAUCGAGUAGCACGUCAAGGUCUUAUUGUAGUAGAAGCUUUUUGCUUGAGAAUGGUUCACCUCAGUCUCCACCUGGGAUUUUCUCAGUUUGAUGGCGAGAGCGGUUGGGUCAUUUAGGUGGGGCUCAUCCUUUGUAAGCAUCCGUUUUGGAUUACAAUGUAGUUGGAUUGAACUGGUGGGAUGGCGCUGUAUUAUCAGGGUGGGAGCCACCCUCUUUGUCGUCAUCAGUUUUGUCCCAACAUUAUUGCUUGUUUUGUACUGUAAACUAUGGGCUUGAUGGGGGAGGAUGGAGUAUCUGUUUAGAAAGAUCUGAAUCAGAUUUGACUGAUGGUUAUUGCUCAUUUUGAACUGUAAGCUAUUGAGUUUUUGGCAAAAGCUACGAUUAUCAUAGGGACGGAGCCACCUAUUCUGCUAAAUCAGUUUUGGUCCCUUGGUUAUUGCUUGUUUUGGAUUGCAGUGUAACAAUGUAAAUGUUGGUCUGGUUGAACCCGGGCAAAGCUCUUUCUUUUGUGUUUUGGGUGUUCUUGAGUUUGAGUUUUCUAUGAAUCUUAAUUGGGUCUCAA
Messenger RNA from Amborella trichopoda, 2918 nucleotides. RefSeq names its product putative receptor-like protein kinase At1g49730. Gene Ontology annotation, molecular function: protein kinase activity; ATP binding. Lineage: Eukaryota; Viridiplantae; Streptophyta; Magnoliopsida; Amborellales; Amborellaceae. Gene Ontology annotation, biological process: protein phosphorylation. The record is from RefSeq and is a predicted model, not a curated record.